AUGAAUCCAACACCGGCCAAACGUGCUAGACGCACUUCAUCACCUUCAUCUCCCACUGAAUCGUCAACGUCUACAUCACAAAGACCAAGACCGCCAACCGCAUCACCUUCACAUCCUAUCUUACCUGCUCCAAUACCGUCAAAUCCCACUGGACUACCACCGUUCGCUCCUGGUCCAUCAGGUUGGCAAUCGAAUUGGAGAUCAGAUUCCCGACGUUCUUUCGAAGCUGGAUCUCCGAUAUCAGCUACUUCACCUACACUAGAAGGUCAAGAUGAAUCAGGAGGUGUAAUAUUCACAAGAGAUGUCAGUAAUAGAGCUCCAAGGAGUAUGAUGGCUUGUACCAGGUGCAGAAGGCAAAAGAUGAAAUGCGAUGGACCUAGCUCAGUCCCGUGUAGAGGGUGUAGACAAUCUGGUCAACCCUGUAUAUUUGAACCGCGGUCACGACCCAAAUCGAUUUCAGUAAUACCUUCUCGAUCGGUACCCUAUCAUCUCUCUGGAAGACCUGGUUCACCGUCAGGUGUAGGCUUCUAUCCUGCUGGUCCUCAACCUGCUCCUCCUAUAACGUCUCGUGCUCCACCUUCGGGAUCUGAAACGUACGCUUUCAGACAAGCAAGAGAACCUAUGCCCCCUCCUCCUGGUAACUCUUUGGCUUUACUCACAUCACCUUAUGCCUCAUCAUCAAGACAUUCUCCUCCACGACCUGGUACCGCUGCAAGUAUAUCGAGCCUCCCUCCACCGCCACCUCAUCCUCUACCACCCACUCAAGCUGUUUAUCACCCACCUCAUAACGUAGCUCAUCCACCACCUUUCCCAACAGCUUCAGUCCUUGGACCCCCGCCAGUCACCCCAAGUCAAGAUUCGAGGUUACAGAAAAUCGAAUCUUCGCUACGUGGUAUGCCCGCCGCAAUCUCAUCUCUCCAAUCAUCCAUGAUUUCUUUGCAAAGGCAUCUGAUGCCCAAGAGGAGCGUUCCCUUGCAUGAAGUUACUUGGGAGAACUACAGGAACAAGGCGUGGCCAUUGACUCCUUGGCUGAUUGGAUUGAGAGAUCCUGAUGGACUACCCGGAAUGGUUGUGAGCUUACUUGGGAGAAGAACCGUCAUCGACAGUGAAUCGAAGAAGAGAGAUUCAGAGAGUUUUUUAGUCGAUGUCAGUUUAGAAGUGGGAAGAUUGGUUAGCGAAAGAGCAGAUUGGACAAGAGAAGAAAUAAGAUCCCUUGGUGUAUUAGCGACGUGGAUCAAUGACCCUUCUUACGCUGCUUUAUCGAUCGCCCAAGCUAGAUUAGAAGGAAUGGAUCGACUUUAUCAACCCAGGAAAAACUCGGAUGAUUGGCGAGAAUGGGUAUAUAUGGUGAUAAUGGAUCACCUAUGCCAUAUUCCCGACUUCCUGCCGCCAGUGACUAGGGAUCCGCUCGCUGUGGCUUGGAGGGAGAGAUUGUCAGCUGCUCCUGCCAGUGAUCCAGCUAUCAGAGACAGGGAUUCAAAGCUAUUGGCAUGGUUGGAGUAUUCAGAGCUGAUGGCUGAUCUGCAACAACUUCAAAACAUAUCAAGAAGUGCAUCUUCGCCAUCCGAGAAUCCAACGGAGGAGUCCAUACUGGAAGAUAGAAGAAGUAGAGCCAUGGAUCCCUGGAGGAAAUUCGCCAACAGGUUAGAUGGUUGGGCUAGAACAUGGUCAAUUGCAAAUGACCCUAUACUUACGUUAUAUCACCACUAUGCCCUUCUAUACGCUACUUCACCCGCUUUCCUAGCUGACGAGAGGAUAUGGCAAGAAUUGGCUGAUAGUAAGGAAGGCUUCAAGAUGCUCGAGCGAGGCAGAGAAUCAGCAACGGCCGUCAUAGCAUGUAUCUGCUCUCCUGACAUCAGUGGAACGCUGUUCUACUCAUUCGCACUCUACAGACCAUUGUUUGGACUUUCGAUCCUUCACUUGAUCUCGUUGACUCUGACACCCCUACCGUCAACCUCAUCUCCUUUACUCGUACCAGGACAUCUAUUGGGCGUUCUUCGACAAGCUUAUGAUCAUAUAAUGGCACAUCAACCUAUAGAUAGGUUACGCCCUCUCACAUCUCAAGGCGUGUGUCUGCUUGCUGAAGUUGUGGAAAGCGGGAGAGUUGAGGUGGCGAAACGAUGGAUGGGAAUGGAAGUCUCCAGAGACGGUUGGAGGAAAAUAGUGGGUUAG
This is a messenger RNA of Kwoniella shivajii, 2172 nucleotides long. RefSeq lists its product as uncharacterized. Gene Ontology annotation, cellular component: nucleus. Gene Ontology annotation, biological process: regulation of DNA-templated transcription. Gene Ontology annotation, molecular function: transcription cis-regulatory region binding; DNA-binding transcription factor activity, RNA polymerase II-specific; zinc ion binding. Bases 1 to 2172 code for a protein of 723 amino acids. The record is from RefSeq and is a predicted model, not a curated record. Lineage: Eukaryota; Fungi; Basidiomycota; Tremellomycetes; Tremellales; Cryptococcaceae. The transcript is spliced from 8 exons.